AUGGCAACUUUCUCUUGCGGUAGGUCGCCGUCACUGGCAAAGGCUUCCGCCCCAAGUACCGGCAACAAGUCCGGCCCGGCUGCGCAACUGAGGGAAGCCGGCCGCCGUCGGUUCCUGGGGGCGGGAUCGUUCCUGGCGGGAGGCGCGCCGCUGCAGGUCACGGCGGCCCACUCUCAGCAGAAGGCCGCCGGAAGGAAGAUCGACGCCGUCGUAGCGGCGGCAAGCGUAGCCAUGGAAUCUGGACUUCAGACGCCGCACGGCGGGAUCCUCACGGAAUUGAUGCUGCCGGAAGCUGACAAGGCCGCCGCAGCGGCAUCCUGCACCAAGACCAUGGAACUCAGCGACAGGAACGCCUGUGAUGUGGAACUCCUCAUCGUGGGGGGUUUUUCUCCAUUGGAAGGUUUCAUGAACGAGGACGAGUACAACUCCGUGGUGGAGACCAUGCACACAACUAGUGGUGUCAUGUUCGGCCUGCCCAUUGUGCUUGACACCUCAGAUGAAGCCAUUGCCGUGGGAGACAAGAUCCUGCUGCAAUAUCAAGGUGCAGAUCUGGCCAUUUUGACAGUUGACAGCAAAUGGACUCCCAACAAGCCUCUCGAGUGCCUAAAGUGCUAUGGUACCUCGCAGCUGGAGCACCCUGCCGUCCAAAUGGUGUCCAUGGAGAGGGGAAAGUACUAUAUUGGUGGAAAGAUCCAGGGCCUUGCCCUCCCCGAGCGUGUAUUUCCUUGUGCCACCCCCCGUGACGUGCGGGCCACCCUUCCUCCAGGCAAGGACGUCUUGGCCUUCCAAUGCCGCAAUCCGAUCCACCGGGCACACUAUGAGCUCUUCACACGGGCCAUCGAUGCGGACAAUGUUGGAGAGGGUGCCGUGUGCCUCGUCCACCCCACCUGCGGGCCCACCCAGGAUGAUGACAUUCCCGGCAUCGUCCGGUACCACACUUAUGAGGUGCUGAAGCAGGAGACUAGCAACCCAGCCUUGCGGUGGGCAUACUUGCCUUAUUCCAUGCACAUGGCAGGCCCGCGGGAAGCUAUCCAGCACAUGAUCAUCAGAAAGAACUAUGGGUGCACGCACUUCAUCAUCGGCCGUGACAUGGCUGGCUCCAAGAGCACUGUGACCGGAGAGGACUUCUAUGGCCCCUACGAAGCCCAAGACUUUGCGGCAAAGAAUGCACCUGAGCUGGGUAUGCAGACUGUGCCUUCUCUCAACAUUGCAUACACUGAGGAGAAGGGCUAUGUGACUGCUGAUGUUGCUGAAAAGGAGGGUCUGCACACAGUCAAGCUUUCAGGCACACAAUUUCGGAAAAUGCUGCGUGCUGGGGAGGAGAUCCCAGAGUGGUUUGCAUUCAAAUCGGUUGUGAAGGUCCUUCGGGAGGAAAUGGCAAACCUCUGA
Messenger RNA from Ostreobium quekettii, 1389 nucleotides. The record is from the annotation of a GenBank genome assembly. Lineage: Eukaryota; Viridiplantae; Chlorophyta; Ulvophyceae; Bryopsidales; Ostreobiaceae.